Messenger RNA from Peromyscus leucopus (white-footed mouse), 2184 nucleotides. It is a transcript of the gene Actr1b, whose product is annotated as actin related protein 1B. The coding region runs from base 142 to 1272 and encodes 376 amino acids. The transcript has 11 exons. NCBI's taxonomy places the organism in Eukaryota, Metazoa, Chordata, Mammalia, Rodentia, Cricetidae. The record is from RefSeq and is a predicted model, not a curated record.
GCCGGGUCCGCGUAGGCAGCGCGCUGGGGAGGGGCGCGGCGCCCCAUCUCGAGUCGCGGCCGUCCGGGUCCUCCCGCGCGCCCUGUAGCCCGCCGGUCCUCCUGCAGCCCGCCUGCUGGGCAGGGCCGGCUCGGCCCGGCCAUGGAGUCCUACGACAUCAUCGCCAACCAGCCCGUGGUCAUCGACAACGGUUCCGGGGUGAUCAAGGCUGGUUUUGCGGGAGACCAGAUUCCUAAGUACUGUUUCCCAAACUAUGUCGGACGGCCCAAGCACAUGCGGGUCAUGGCCGGAGCCCUGGAGGGGGACCUUUUCAUCGGACCGAAGGCAGAGGAGCACCGGGGGCUGCUGACCAUCCGCUACCCCAUGGAGCACGGUGUGGUCCGAGACUGGAAUGACAUGGAGCGCAUCUGGCAGUACGUCUACUCCAAGGACCAGUUGCAGACCUUCUCUGAGGAGCAUCCUGUUCUUCUAACGGAGGCCCCGCUGAACCCCAGUAAGAACCGGGAGAAGGCAGCGGAGGUGUUCUUUGAGACCUUCAAUGUCCCUGCACUGUUCAUCUCCAUGCAGGCCGUGCUCAGCCUGUACGCAACAGGACGCACAACGGGAGUGGUCUUAGACUCGGGGGACGGGGUCACCCACGCCGUCCCCAUCUAUGAGGGCUUUGCCAUGCCACACUCCAUCAUGCGGGUAGACAUUGCGGGCCGAGACGUCUCUCGAUAUUUGAGGCUGCUGCUGCGCAAGGAAGGGGCUGACUUCCACACCUCGGCUGAGUUUGAGGUUGUCCGGACCAUCAAAGAGCGAGCCUGCUACCUGUCCAUCAACCCGCAGAAGGACGAAGCCCUGGAGACUGAGAAGGUGCAGUACACCCUUCCGGACGGCAGCACACUUGAUGUGGGGCCUGCACGCUUCCGGGCCCCUGAGCUGCUGUUCCAGCCAGACCUGGUGGGGGAUGAGAGUGAGGGCCUCCAUGAAGUGCUGGCCUUCGCCAUCCACAAGUCCGACAUGGACCUUCGCCGGACACUGUUCUCCAAUAUUGUGCUCUCAGGGGGCUCAACACUCUUUAAAGGCUUUGGAGACAGGUUACUAAGUGAAGUAAAGAAGCUGGCCCCGAAGGACGUUAAAAUCAAGAUCUCAGCUCCUCAGGAACGGCUGUACUCCACAUGGAUCGGCGGCUCCAUCCUCGCCUCCCUGGACACCUUCAAGAAGAUGUGGGUAUCCAAGAAGGAGUAUGAAGAAGACGGCUCCCGUGCGAUUCAUCGCAAAACCUUCUAAUGCCCAAGGAGGGUGGACAUACUGGGAGAGAGGGAGGAAAGGGGAGCCAGAGCCCUUGACCCCUUUUGGUCUGGGUUCAUGCUCUAGGCCUAGGGUCCCCUGCAUGCCCAGACCCCGGAGCAGGUGGUGCUGCCAUGCCCGCCUGCAGCCUCCCCUCCCCCUGUGCUCAGCAUACACACACAGACACACAGAGAGUGACGGUUAGCCGCAUGGAUGGCAGUCCCAAGCUGGAGCAUAGGAAUUGGAGAGGCUGCCAUCGAGUUGGUGUGGGUGACCCUCUCGGCAGGGCCACUCUGGCCUGUGGUUCCUUGCUCUGUUCUCGAAGCUCCAAGACCAGACAUUCACAUGCUCCAUUUGUUCUGACAGGCUCCAGCUGGGGCUAGUGAUCCCUGGAUCACUGGAGUGGGCUGAGGGGCAGCCAGGAGCUCCCAUUAGGGUGGUGAGGCACAUUGGUGUGUUCCCUGCCAGUUUUCCUCUUCCUAGCUUGACAGGGCUGCCUGGACCCUUGGACACCCAGUUUUGCUGGGCAAAUGUCCUAGAUAGGACUGACCAGGGAACAGUCCUCCAUUCCCAGUGAAGGAAUGUGGCCAAGGGUCAGAACCUCAGAGCCAUGGCAGCCACACCCUGUGGUCUGCCCCCCCACUCCCUUUCAAGGCACUACAUUGAUCUGCUGUUCCCCGCCUUUCCCUCGGUGCCCUGGACAGGAAGGGACGAUGGUCUUUAUUUGCUGAGGGAAAGCCACUUCCUCAGGAGUGAGACCCAAAGGGUGGGCACCUCACCUCCCUCAAGAAAGGUCUUCACCAUGGCCAGGGCCCCACCUCCCUCUCCAGAGCUGAACAAUAAUUUAACACAGUUGCCUGAAAAUGAUUCUUUUUAUAAAUCAUUAUAGUAAUAAUUAUGGACAAAGCCCAA